CAAACUGUACAUGUAUAUAAAAAGGGUCAAAUCUACGGAGAGGUGUCCCUGGCUGGCUGUGACGUCACUAGUGCAAACAAACAUUACGUGUGUGGUGUUGUGUUGACCUGCGGGGCUGCCAUAGAUUUUGAGGGCUGGUAAAGCAUCGGUUCGUCGCUGGCAAGUGAAGAGAGCAAAAAGAUGCCUAAGAAGUUUCAAGGAGAGAACAGUAAAUCGGCUGUGGCAAGGGCUCGGAGGUCAGAGGCUGUAGCACAAGAAAAGCAGAAGAAGGAUAAGGCUCUGGAGGAUGCAUACUGGCAAGAUGAUGACAAGCAUAUACAGAAGAAGCUUGCAAGGAAGGAGGAACGUGAGAAGAAGCGCCUGGCUGAGCUGGACAAAAAAGCAGAAAUUCGGGCCUUAGCAGAAGAGGAAGCAAAAGAGUUGGCUCCAAAGGCCACGCCUCAAAAGGUCACUGCAUACCAGCUUCAGAAAAAUAGAGAAAAUCUGGCAGCGAUGGAGAAUGAAAAGGAGAAGGUCCCAACCCACCUUGAAACGCCUCUGGUGGAAAACCUCAACAGGACCAUGGAAGAUCAGGUAGAAGGAAGUGGCAUUGACGCUGCCAUAACUGCCCUCAGCGUACAAGAUACUCCAUCGGAAGAUCGUCAUCCAGAGAGGAGGAUGGCGGCUGCAUUCAAGGCCUAUGAGAGUAAAAGGCUUCCUCAGCUCAAGAAAGAGAACCCUUCCCUGCGGUUAUCUCAGCUCCAGAAGAUUCUGAAAAAGGAAUGGCAAAAGAGUCCAGAAAACCCUCUGAAUAAGCAGUAGAAGUAACUGGAGCAGAAAGGGAAAGUGCCAGCUUUAAGUGAUAGUUGUAUGUCCAUACUGGACAGUCACAGACAAGAGUUCCAACCCAUCAGUGAGUCACAGUGUGAUUCACCAUGGAUUCAUGGCAUAUCUCAACAGUUUAUCUACCCUUGUGAAGUAUUAUGGUGUCAUUAUCAUCAUUAUGGGGGAAAAAACUUUUAUAUUAGUCUUUUUUAUUUGGAUUAUGGCAGGAUUGUAUCAUUUAAAUUAGUGAAGAAUCUGGUGAGUUACUCAUCUUGUAAACAUAAUGGUUUUAGCAUUAUGUUGCCAAACUUCUUUUGAAUAUCAAUGAUUUGUUGGUGAUACCUACACAGACAUCAUUAUUGAAUAGCCUUUUGAACUAACUGUGGAUUACUUUAUUAAACUUCCUCAAAGAAUUACAAUAGUUUACCUCCAAUUUUUUUUGUUUGCAUGUGCCUCUGUCCAGCGCCAGAUAGAGCUACCAUUGGGCCCUGGUGCUGCAAGUAAUUCCGGGCCCAUAAGUAUCAACAUGCGAGCCCAGAGCCAGUUCAGCCCGGGCGGCCGGGCCCCUUAUGAGGCCAGGCCCUGGUGCUGAGAUACCAGCUCCCCCACCUCUCUCAGGCCCUGCCUCUGUCCACAUUGCUUUGAUUUUGUCACCUUACAUUUUGUUAUUAUAAUUUGUUUGGAUGAAUCCUCACAUACCUCAUUUACAUCAAAUGCAAGUGAAAAUAUGUCAAUAAACAUUUGAUAAUUUUGCUUAAAGUAUCCUAAAUUUAUCUGUCUGGUAGACUGUGUUACAAAAUUAAGCAGUAGAUGUGCUAGGUAAAUUUUUUAUAUUUUUUAUGUACUGGUUAGUAAGUAACAUGAACACACAGUCAAAUCCCAGCCCAGGCAGUCGGGUAGCAGCACACCCAACUGUUCAUCUUCCUUUUUGUGCUGGUAGAUAAAUGGGUACUUGGAGAAAUCUGGGGUAGAUAAACUGUGGUAACCUGGACAUUGCACCUGCCCUGUGUCCUGGGGCAAUGCAUCCUUACCCACCACAGGCUCAAGGGCCAGUACAGUGGAGAUGAGCUUCUUGGCUACACGCAGCUAUAUCGUAUGCCCCCAACUUUACCUUUACCUACAAAUUCCCAGUCUGAGACACAUGGACCUCAGCAUGAAAAUAUCCACCCUGCUGUGGUGAGCUAGUGGCAUUCUUUUACUUCUUUGUGCUGGUGAUGGCUAAGGCAUAGUGUUAGUUCAGGAAUUAUUAUUUUUUUCUUAAAAAGGGAAAGUUUCAAAGUGUGGUGUUUAUUGCUAGGACUUGCACUAAAGAUUUCUUGAGUUUUAUUAAAUUGCUUUCUCCUUAUACUUGCAGAAUGAAGGAGAGUUAACAGUGGUUUCUCUGCCUAUUAUGGGGCAGUGUAAACUGAAGCAUGCAUUUGUGAUCUCAGUGUCUCAGAGAUGAGCUUCUUAGAAAACAUAUUUGAAGUAACUUUCUUUACAGCAUGCAUGAUAUAACGCAAUAUUUUUGAAGAGCAACAUAGCUAAGAGGUUGUUAGAACUUUUAAAAAAUCAUUUUGGAUUAUCUUCACAAGGAAAGUCAGUGUAAAUACCUAACUGACAUGCAAUUCUGCCUCCCUUUCUCUUCCUGGAGGGUGUGCAUAGAUGAAGGUUUACUGUUGAUGUUUGAACAACCUGUCAGAUAGGCAUGUGUGUUGACAGGGAAGCUCCAACCACCACCACUAGAGCUCCACUGCAGUAGGAAAGCAAAGUCAAAAAGUCUAGGCUUUCUGCACCUCUCUGCCAUUACUUGCUUAGAUCAUACUUGUCCAGAUUGUAGCCUGUAUAGAUGAUGCUAAUGGGUUACAAAUAAAGGGAAAGGAAAUGCUUAAUAUUGUGGAACUGUUGAAUGAGGGUACAGUAUUGUGUUGUCAAGUGUCAAAUUUUACUGACGACAAGUUUCAGCUGCUGUGAAUUAAAUUAACUUCCAUUGCUUUUGUUUGUGCUUCAAGAAAUAAUACUUUAAUAUGGUAAAAUGAAGGUACUAAGUGAAGUUGGGAAGAUGCUUGCCAUGUAUAGUUACUCACCUGCUGAACAUGACUCUACCUGCUCAACAACUGACUCCCUUUUGGCAGCUUAAGGUCACCUGUAUGCCAUCCAUCAACCCUGAUUGCAGUUGUGACAGGACAAGUGGAAUAAUGGAGAGGUAACCUGACAUAAAGAUAUGCCCCCCAAAACAUGUCAUUUUUCACCGAUCUGCAUCACCCAUAAAACCUAAGGAAUGUGAACUUAGAAAAAAAGGCUGUUUAAUUUCAUUGGCCUCUAAGAACAUGGCUAUUUUACAGAAUGAGUACUAUUUAGUUUAUUUUAUUAGAAUCACAUUUUGUUGAACUAUAUCCUGCAUUAUAUUCAGUGACUGGUUUAGUUUGCAGAGACUGAGUACUUUUUUAUCAAGCAUUUGUCUCAAGAUUUGGUUCAUCCUUAGGCAGUAGCUAUGUUGCGGGAUAAAAAUGCUGGAAAACUAAAUUCUCAAAGUAUAUAGGACUGACUUUUGUAUUGGGAUGUUCAGUGACCUAGUUGUAUCGGCCACCACUGCUGCAUAGCUUACUUUAUGUAGCACAAAAAAAGCAUCUUGAUACCAUUUUCUGCUUUUGUUGAAUAUUAAUAUGUUUGGCUAAAGUAGCCCCUGUUAUCAAUCAGUUUGUUACUAUAUUUAUAUAAUAUUUGCUAUUUUGGUUGUUAUAAAGUAGAAUUGCCUGUGAUAAAGAGUCCAGAUAAAACAUUGUGAUUUUCAAGAUUUAUAUUGCACGCACAGACUAAUAUGACCAUGUGAUGUGUGUCCACAACUUGUUUUGUAAAUGUUGUCAUGUAUUCUGUGUGGAGUGGGACUAAUAAAGUACAGGUUCAGGGCUAACGUUAGGCAUGGACCGGCAACAAGCUGGGUGUAUUGCCAGGGCCAACAUAUAGGUUAUGCUGGCUCUGGUAGGCAAGCAUAACUCCAUAUGUUGGCUGUGGCAGUACAUGUGGUCACCGAUCACUAAGCAGCACGAUAACCUGCAUGAUCUCUGUCCAUAUGGCUUCUUCCUGUGUCAUGUUUUUAAGAUUAAAUAUGACAUCCUAAUACAUA
Molecule: messenger RNA, 3910 nt
Organism: Eriocheir sinensis (Chinese mitten crab)
Lineage: Eukaryota; Metazoa; Arthropoda; Malacostraca; Decapoda; Varunidae
Product: coiled-coil domain-containing protein 124-like
Exons: 5
Coding region: 181-801 (206 amino acids)
Biological process (GO): transcription by RNA polymerase II
Cellular component (GO): nucleus
Molecular function (GO): transcription coactivator activity
Source: RefSeq, a predicted model, not a curated record